AUGUUUUCUUUGGCUAAUGCUAAUCCUGGUUACUCUGAUUGUACAAAUUUACCCAUGCCUUUUGGUAACGCCCCCAGGCCAUAUGUCGGCUUUGAUCCUGAUCCUGUUGGCAAUAAGGGAUAUAUCACGGUCAACACCCAUUAUAAUCUAAGUAGCAAAGGAUUUUUCUCAACGGAUUAUACUCAAAUUGAAUAUCUGUAUUUUUCAGAUAACGGUCAAUACGCAGCUUCUGUCAUACAAAAAGUUAGAGAUGUAGGAACAACCGUAGUUGACCAAACAGAUUUCAUCGGAUUCAACUCUGGACUCACUCCUCCUUUUCAGCUGAUGAUCAUUUUAUCUGAAUCGCUUCCAUAUUAUGUUCAUGCAUGCAUACUAUUUCAUCGCUCUGAGAAAUAA
This is a messenger RNA of Scutellospora calospora, 396 nucleotides long. Lineage: Eukaryota; Fungi; Glomeromycota; Glomeromycetes; Diversisporales; Gigasporaceae. The record is from the annotation of a GenBank genome assembly.